Messenger RNA from Paramuricea clavata, 372 nucleotides. The record is from the annotation of a GenBank genome assembly. NCBI's taxonomy places the organism in Eukaryota, Metazoa, Cnidaria, Anthozoa, Malacalcyonacea, Plexauridae.
AGUAAACGAGAAAAGAAAAUGAACAACAACGAUUUAGAAUUGGCAUCAAAACAAAAAGCUCUUCAAAAAAUUUUAAGCAUUCAUGGGGAACACCAUUCAGAAACUGCUCUAAGUUAUAACAACAUUGGAGUUACACAACAUGAGAUGAAAGAUUACAAGUCAGCGUUGGAGUCACAUCAACUCGCUCUUCAAAUCAGAUUAAAACUGUUUCGAGAAGAUCAUUCUGACACGGCUAGAAGUUAUGACAACAUUGGAGCUACACAACAUGAGAUGACAGAUUACAAGUCAGCCUUAGAGUCUAAACAAAAAAGCUCUUCAAUUCAGAUUAAAACUGUUUGGGGAAGACCAUUCUUACACUGCUCGAAGUUAUGA